Molecule: messenger RNA, 6174 nt
Organism: Daphnia carinata
Lineage: Eukaryota; Metazoa; Arthropoda; Branchiopoda; Diplostraca; Daphniidae
Product: B-cell receptor CD22-like
Exons: 22
Coding region: 675-4562 (1295 amino acids)
Biological process (GO): cell-cell adhesion
Cellular component (GO): cell-cell junction
Molecular function (GO): cell adhesion molecule binding
Source: RefSeq, a predicted model, not a curated record
CAGUACGGCCCUUUUACCUGAAGCCAGCCAGUUGUCUUGGUUCUUUGGCCGUAGCUGGACGCACGCGAUCAAGGUUCCCAGUGGCCUUACUCCAGUUGUGCAACCUAUUCGUAAAUAAACCUACUCGUCCAACAGAAAAAAUUAAAAAACACUAUUUAAAUUUUGAUGACUGUUUUUUUUUUGGGUGUGUGUGUGUGUGUUUCGGGAUAAUAGAGAACUUGUUGCCUACAUUGCACAUCUAAAACACAUCGGUCACCGACACCCCAGAGGGACGUGAUUGGACUACUAUUCAUAAACACAUUUUGCGGACGACGAAAUAGUACCGUUUGACCAUCGGCGGUUUAGUGGCAUCGAUAACUGCACCCUUUGAAUGGCCGUGUGUGUUAAGAAAUUUUGCACAACGCCAGCCGUGUCCGCUAGUGUCGUUAGUGAUUGGCAUCGGCUCCAUCAUCGAUAAAUCCGUAAUGGACCGUGUUCAACUCUGAGUCGUCAGUGUAAUUAUAAGGAGGAAACGAAUACAGGGAGAAGUGGAAGAGGGAAGGAGUAAACGAAGGAAGGCAACAGAAAACUCCGUAGUAGAAAUAUCACGCUGAAGUAGCAGGAAGAGAGAAUAGGACAAAUCGGGAAAAGAAGACGAAGAAGAACGGCGAAAGUAAAACGAACGGAAAAGGACAAUGGCAUCAGGCGCUUCUAUCAUCCAGCUUCUUUUCGUCGUGCUAUCCAUCCAGACCAUUAUCUGUCACGGUGCAGAGCUAGCAUUGGCAGGCAACGCCCCGACUGUAUUAGAAGACCUAUCUGGUCUGGCCGGCCAGGAAGUGUCGGUUCCGUGCAGCGUGGACGUGGCCACCUGCGGGGAUUUCCACAGCGUGAAAUGGUACCGCGAAUCGCAGCGCGUCUUCGUCUACAGUGAACUGGCAAAUCUGGAACGGUCGGAAGGAUCGUUGACCAACAGAGCUCGGUUUGUCUUGUCGUCGAAUGAAACCCAAGCCGGGUUGAAGAUUAGCAGCUUGCAACUGGCCGACGAAGGUCUUUAUCGAUGCGAGAUCACCUAUUUGGAGAUCAACGAAGGCUGCCCUGUCGUUCAAUAUGUUAACCUCACUGUUCUUGCUGCUCCCGAUUACGUCGAGAUUUUGCUGGAGGACGGAAAAACAUCAGCAGCAAUUAGAAAUGUAUCGCGGAUCGGCCCGUUCAACGAAGGUACAAUCGUCACCUUAUUAUGUCGAUCUGGAGGCGGCAGACCCGUCCCUCGCAUUGAAUGGUGGAACGGAUCGCACGUCAUGGAAGCAGAUGAAGUUGUGGCCACGCAGGAAGACAACGGCGCAGUAACUGGUAUCAAUCGGCUUCAGGUAGCAUUAUCACGUCAAGACUUGGAUGCACAAUGGCAGUGUCGUGUCCGUAGCCCAGCCCUAAGUUCACCGUUAGUCGCCAAUUUGCGCAUCGAUGUACAUGUGAAACCCACUAACGUGACACUCACCGGACUGGAUACGGCGGUUACGGAAGGAACUGCCGUUGUCGUUUAUUGCGUGGCUGAUGGCGCACGGCCAGCUGCUGCCAUCACCUGGUACAACGAUUCAUCGCCACUGCAGAAGAGCGCGGUCGAGACAACGCAACUACAGCCGGAAGACGAAGCGGAAGUCGAGGAGCAAUCGGAUGGCACUUUCAGCACGCGGAGCCGACUCAUUUUCACGCUGAAUCGACACGACCAUCGACGUUAUAUCACCUGCCGUGCCGGUAACACGGUCACUGACGAUUUGCAGCAUAAACCGGUCCAGGUGUCACAGCUCCUCAGAGUCGAAUAUGCCCCUACGGUAGCCGUUUCACCCGAAAACGUCACCGUCAACGAGACAAUGGACGUGCUCAUUUUUUGCACUUACGAUGCCAAUCCGGUCACCUUGACGUCCGUCCAGUGGUUUAAGGACGAUGUGGAAAUCAUCAUCGAUGGCCCACAUAAGUACGAAGGUGCCACCGUUGACCAGCCGGCUCUCCUCCUCAAGAAAGCGACGAGAGACGAUGCCGGAGCUUAUACAUGUCGCCUUACCAACGCCAUAGGCACAGGCCAGUCGGAAAACGUCGCCUUCAUAUCCGUCCAGUAUCCAGCGGAAGUGCGUUUGGUCAUGGAACCUGAGCUGCCAGUCAACGAACUGGAACGUCCCAAUAUCACUCUCAACUGCCAGGUGAGCAGUGGUUACCCACCCGUGCUGUUAGGAGUCCGCUGGUAUCUAGAUGGCGAGCUCCUCAAAGAGUUGCCUGAUUGUCCGCUCAAUGAAACCAUUACCUCAUUUUCGAUGUACGACGAAGAUUUGUGUGACGUAGACCCGAGCAAAUUACUUCUCGAAUAUGUUGGUCGCUCAUUCCAAGGGAAUUACUCUUGCGAAGGCAUGAACGCCGCCGGAUGGGGACCACCUUCCGAAGUCGAAACUCUUGUCAUUUACUACCCACCGGGCAAUACCACACUGACCUACGAGCCGGAGGUGGUAGUAAAAGAUGGUCCUAUGACUUUGACUUGUGGGGUUUCGGAUGUCGGCCAGCCUGCUGUUACACAAUACCGAUGGACACGCAAUGGCCACGUCAUUCCAGAGAUUAGUGACGCCCAAUGGAAUGUGAGCCAAGUGACCCUUAACUAUCAAGCUAACUACUCAUGCACGCCAGUCAAUGAGGCAGGUGAAGGAGAAACGGCUACUAUUGAAGUUGAGGUCUAUGCUGCACCGACGUUCAUUGAACGCCUGCCACCAACUUCCGGUGCUCUCUCAGACUCUGCCGACUCGGCCAAAUUAUCCUGCCGUGUUGAGUGUUAUCCACUCUGCCAAAUCGAUUGGUUCCGUAAUGGAGUACCCAUCCGAGAAUCACCCAUGUACACGGUCGUCGAUAGCUUCGUGCCAGAAAACAUCAAGUUUAACCAACACCAGUCGGUGAAAUCGAGUUUAUCUUUCAACAUGCGGAUGUGGAGUCAGGCAAAAUUAGACCCGAUAGCCGACACGGCGAAUUAUACGUGCACGUCAACAGACAACGUGGUAGGCGAUGGCGUCUCCAGCACCACCCUAUUUACCGUUGAAUAUGCACCCACCGCGGCGAUUAUUGAUAACCCUUCGAUCGAAGUGGAGGAAGGUUCGAUCGUCGGCCAGUUGGAGUGUUCAGCGUCGGCCUAUCCGCUGGCCAAUUACUAUUGGCAGUACAACCACCAGAUCAUCGGCAAUGGACCUCGUCUGACACUCGAUUACGGUCUGAGCCGCGAUAAGACGGGCGAGUACUCGUGCGUGGCCCACAAUCAGCACGGCAACAGCAGCGCCAAAGCCUUCAUCAAUGUCGUUUUUAAACCAGAAUGUUCCAUCACACUGCGUGAGAUGGAAGGAAAAACGCGGUUAAUUUGUGAAGUCCAAGCCAAUCCUAAGCUGGUCGAUUUCAUGUGGAUGCUGAACAAUGCCACGUUGACUACUGACAUUGUGCACAUGGGUUUGCAAAGUGUUCUGACAAUUGACGGACCGGCUCCCACCAACGGAAUUUACUAUUGCCAUGCCAACAACUCCGUCGGAUUCGGGACCCCUUGCGAAAUUAGCGUUGAAGGUGGAUUGCUGGCGAAGCUGGGCGACGAAAACAUAAUCAUCAUCGCCGUCAUCGCAGCGGCCAUCGUCGUCAUCCUCGUCGUCUGUAUUGUGUUACUCGUCAUUUGCCGGAGGAAGCGAACCGAAGAUAAAUAUAACCCUGCCGCUACCAUGGAACAACGUGAAAAUCCGGAGGGAGGAUCACUUAUGACUCUGCAAUCGGGAACAGCAAUCCAACAAGUUCACCAACAUAAAUGGCCACUACGACCCGGUGUCCAGGUCCACGUCAACGACACGAACAGCCUUACAUUGGCUGCUUCCGGCUCUGUCCUUCUUUCGCCUGUUGACCAAACACAAGACGAAGCGCUAAGUUCCAAUUCGAAGCGACCCCGUUCCGAUUCCUCUGGUUCGCAAGCAGACCAAUUUGGUGCAGACAAAGCAGUUGACCGCCAAGCAGUAGAGCCGAACAUUCCGUAUUACGAGACGUUGCGGGAUCAAAAACCACCAUUGAGUGGAAACCGCGAUUCAGGAGGCGAGUCCCAAGCAACGGAUUCCGGCAGUGAGAGUACUCGUUCUGUUAUCUGUAUUAAAGGACCUUGUCGUCCUAAAACUCUAAUCCCCGUCACAUCUAAUCACCUAAGCGACACUGAAGGGUGUCGGGAGAAUCCAGCAGCUUCCAAGUCAGAGAGCGGCACUUCUACUAGAAAGAGGAAAAAACCAGAAGCCAAUUCACUAUCUACAUCCACUACAGCUGUAGCGGCAACGGGACCCUCCACCAAAAACGGCAAUGACAAUCUCCCAGAAAAUAGUAAAGCUUUCUACGAGAAUCUUCCCUUCCACGGGCUUCAAACCGCCCCAAAUAAGCCGUUCAAACCGAUCCUGUCCGAUCUAGUCUAUGCUGACGUCGAUGACAAAGAUUACGGACCAACCUACUACAAAAGGGCCAGCAUUCUACAAGCGUCGGAGAAAAAAGCUCAGGCGCAAGGACUACCGGUUCGUCCACCUCGUGAAACACGGCUCUAGAGCUACGACCCGCAUCGAUUCAACCCUGAUGUCUCCUUAGUCAUAAAUCUAAUGAUUGGCUGUAAAACAUGACAGUUUCCUAACUACUACGAAAUUCUGGUUCGAAAUAUUCAAAGUACUCUGUUUUACCUGAGAAGCAUGUUUGAUAGAAAUGGAUACUAUAUAAUUAAAAAAUCGAUUGCAGUCUGUUUUUCCCUCUGAACUAAUCCGCUAAAUGUAAAAAAAAAGUCAACUUGAAAUCCUUUCCGCUCGUCUUUGGCUUUGGUCGAGGAUUGCAGUUGUUGCUAACGGUGAAGUAGCAACCAUCGUUGCUAUUAGGAUCUUGAAAUUGUCGCAUAAGUGUAUAUUCAAGUGUUUUCAAGCAACAAUAUUUGCUGUGAUGUUUGUCGUGGGUUUGCUCGGAAAUGGAAAUGCUCCUUUUUUCUUGUACAGCAGUUGUUGUUCUGUGCACAAUAGCACACUCUGUUUCAGCUUUUAGGCAUCUAGGUACUGCUGACUUGAUAAUAUGAAAGAUAUCCUGCAUAUAGUUAUGUGUUUCUCUCCCGAACAACAUUUAACGUGAACUGCUCGUUUCCGAGAGCAGCGUGACUUGAUGCUACUGUACAGCGUAGGUCGUCUUUUUGCCAAAGAAAUUCCAGUAUAAGUCUGGAGAGCGAUACUAUGAAGAUCCGCAAGCUGCUUUCAGCAUCGUUUUAUUGUAUACCUAACUGUAAUACUUGAGUUUAUAGAUUAGUAAAUGAAACGUUCACGUUCAUUUUGAGUGAGUUUUGCAAUUUAUUCAGGAGCGGCGUUUAUUUUUAAGUUGUGGCUCAACCAAAGCAAUCGCCUGGCAUACUUAGGGAUGGUAUACUGACUUUCUAGAGCUCUCUCAAUAUCUGUGGUGGGAUGAAAAGUACCACAUUAGCGCAAAUCGAGAAAAAGUUGUCCCAUAAUAACAGGGAGGUGAUGUGCCAGGAGUAUUUUCUACAUUAAAUGGGCGUGAAUAAAAUCUAAAUUACUGUAUCUAGUUUUAACACUAAAAAAGACUUGUACGGCAAUUUUAUCUUACAAGUUCGUAUGAUCCAUCCUCAAGCUUUGUACGUUCGUAAUUUAAAAAAACCCGAACUAUCUUCUAUCCAAGGUUAACUGAACUACCAGAUUUUCUUGUGCAAUUGCCAUAACAUAGGCGCAAAUAAAAAAAUGGUAUUUGACUUGUCGUGACAAGCGGGGAAAAAAACCACCCAUCUUUUAUAACACAAAUGUUUUUAUGGCGAAGGCAAAGUAAUGUCUAAGAUGGUUUACCUUCGUCACCGAAGUGGUCCGCGUCAUGCCCUUCGUCCAGGUAUUUCGUUUUGCAGCUGAAAUUUCUCCUUUUUUCCGUUCGUACCAUCCUUUGGUACACCAGGAGCUAGUGUUGCAUCACUGCUAUUUUAUCCCUGACGACUGAGCUUUUAAGCGAAUAUUUUGAGCCAUAGCUUUCAAAACGAUUUCGAUUUAAAUGUUUCGAGCUCACCCCACUUCUGUGUGCAUGUUUAUAUACAAUAGUGCAAUUUCAUUAAAAUGUUCACAAUUUUUUUCUUUUUUGCCAUCGUUCAUUGUAAGCAGUAAAAAAUAAUACAAAGGGUCAGACAUU